AUGACGAAAGGAAAGGUUAUGGAAGGUGUAUUCGCCAUUAAUAAACCCAGCGGUCGUUCUUCCGCCCAAAUCGUUCGCGAUCUUCAAUAUCACUUUAAUCCCUCACAAUUAUUUGCUCCAUGGAUCGAAAUAGAAACCAAAGCUCGAAUUGCUGAAAAUCAUAACCAGAAACAGCGACGCAAGAGAACGAAUAAGAAUGUUCAGGUCAAGAUUGGUCAUGGAGGAACUUUAGAUCCAUUGGCUACUGGAGUACUCAUUGCUGGUAUUGGAAAGGGCACAAAAGAGUUAGGGAAUUUCCUUCUCUGUACAAAGACUUAUGACACAGUUGUAUUGUUCGGAGCCGCGACCGAUACAUACGAUAAAGAUGGGAAACUCUUGAAGAGGGCACCAUAUGAACAUAUCACACGAGACAUGGUCGAAAAAGGACUUGCCAAAUACAGAGGAAAGUUUAUGCAGCUUCCACCACUAUUCUCCGCUUUGAAGAUGAACGGUAAGCCUCUUUACGAAUAUGCGCGCGAAGGAAAGGAAAUACCCAAGGAGAUUGCGAGGAGACAGGUUGAUGUUUCAGAAUUGGAAUUAUUGGAAUGGUAUGAAGGUGAUGAACAUGAAUGGAAAGCACCGACUGAAGAAGCGGGUUAUGCGGAGGUGAACGUUGCGGCCAAGCUUUGGAAACAGGAGAGGGCUGAACCGGCGUCUAAUAAGAAAGAGAUUGAGAAUAAGAGGGCGUUGGAGGAUUUUGAGAGCCGAAAGAGAAAGAUGGGUAAUGACCAAGAUGAAUUGGUGUUGGAAAGGCCAGUCAAAAAAGCAAAGGAGGGGAGUGAGGAGGAUAAUCAGGAUGCGAUGAUGUCGGGAGGUCUCUUUUCCGAUAAAACGCCAGUGGAAGAUCAACCAAUUCCUUCGAAAGAACAAGUUAAGAAAGGACCUCCAGCGGUGAAAAUCCGCAUGACUGUAUCAUCUGGUUUCUAUGUUCGAUCAUUAUGCCAUGAUCUAGGUGCAGAUCUGGGAUCAGCGGGAUUGAUGACGAGCUUGGUUAGGGUCAGACAGGGACAAUUUGAAUUGGGGAAGAAUGUUUUGGAGUAUGAGGAUUUGGCAAAGGGAGAGGAAGUUUGGGGACCACAAGUUGAUAAGUAUUUGAAUGAGUGGAAUGGUGAGGAGGAGUCUUCUAAGGAAAGUACGGAGACGGCUACAGAGCCACCUGCAGCUGUAGAAGAAAUUCCUAGUGUGGAGACUGAGAUGAAGGUGGAUGGCGAGGAGGUCAAGAAGGAGAUGGAGAGUGUAGAGGUUGAGAAGGAGAUCGAGAGUGCAGAGAUUGAGGAGGUUGAGCGUGCAGAGGUUGAGAACAAGAUCGAGAGUCCAGAGAUUAUCAAGGAAGCCGAGGUCGAAAUCGAGGAUGUCGAAAUGAAGGAAAAUAAUACCGAGGCAUAG
This is a messenger RNA of Sclerotinia borealis F-4128, 1425 nucleotides long. NCBI's taxonomy places the organism in Eukaryota, Fungi, Ascomycota, Leotiomycetes, Helotiales, Sclerotiniaceae. The record is from the annotation of a GenBank genome assembly.